This is a messenger RNA of Ictalurus furcatus (blue catfish), 1964 nucleotides long. RefSeq lists its product as uncharacterized. The transcript has 6 exons. The record is from RefSeq and is a predicted model, not a curated record. The coding region runs from base 235 to 1419 and encodes 394 amino acids. NCBI's taxonomy places the organism in Eukaryota, Metazoa, Chordata, Actinopteri, Siluriformes, Ictaluridae.
AGGUCAGGGGGCUUUUAAUAGAAGCGCGUGCUGGGUGGCGAUGACGUCACGGUGACGAAGGCGUGUCACGAGCCUGUGAAUGAAAGUGAAAGUGAGCGGAGGUACAGCGCGAGAGAUCGAAGCGGGAUAAAAUGUCAGGAUUGUGAUGUUUACACGGAAGAGUGGAGAUCUCCUGGUUUUCUCCACUUGUCUCCACCUGUGCGGUACUGAUGGUGGUGUCUUGUGUCCUCCACCAUGCAGUCCUGUAGCUUUCAUCACCGCGUCCUGUUCUUCCUCACCCUCACCUUCACCACUGUACCUACACUGGACUCGACCUCUGUAACUGUGAAGCUUCAUCAGUCUGCUAAACUCCCAUGUAAAUCCAAAUGUUCUGGUGUGAUCAAAUGGUCCAUGGUCCAUAAUUCAACCCAUGUUCUGGCUCGGUGUGAUCAGAUGUCCUGCAGGUCAGAGAAGGGAUAUGACACGCCUCAUGAUGAGUACCUGAAGGGGAAUCAGUAUCUCACCAUCACUGCAGUAGAUUUCAGUAAGCGUGGCUUAUACAUGUGUAAUUGUGACGGUGAGAAGGCCUGUGAUGUGCGUCUUGUCAUCGGUACGUUGAAGUCCUCAGUUCGGUUAACCCCUGGGGAGGCUCUGGUGAUGGAUUUGCCCGUACCGGAUCCAGUGGAGGUGAUUUAUAAGCCCAUCGAUUCGAGUGAUUUAUACGGCGAACAGAUCUGUACAGUGGCCCACCGCUCACUCCACUGUAAACCUGAAUACACACACAGAGCAUCACUCAGUCACCCCAACAUCACGCUGACAGACGUGAAUAUGUCCGAUGGCGGAAGUUACACCAUCCGGGACCGGAAGAACGAGGAAGACAUUCAUAUAUACAUCCUCAUUGUGACAGUGGUCCAGUCAGAAUCAGAAAGGAAGCCGGUGAGUCCCGUGCUGCCUGUAGUGAUAACGGGGGUGCUGGUGCUGGUCCUGGUUAUUAUGGGAGCAGCGUUUGUGAUGAAGUAUCUACAUGUAAAGCGUCUUAAGCAGGAAAAAGCGGAUCUGGAGGAAACUAUUAGACUGAACCUAUCGGAGAUAGAUGUGGAUAAUGGCCGGCGGAGAGCGAACAGCGAUGCAACAGCAGCAGAGUGGCUGAGGCAGAUGGUAGCGGUGGAAAAGCUGAUACAGAAAUACAAACCUGACUCAGUGAGAAGAUCUCAGAGCUGGACGAACCUGUACGACAUCCCGGAGCUGGAGAUGUUGAAGAAGAAGAAGGCAGAAUUGGACAUGGCUGUAAGGAGCAGGGAGAUCUCGGAGCAGGACACAAUCGGCCAGUGGUGGAGUUUGAAGAGGCCAGAACUGAACACGAUCAUAGAGCGCUGGAGAAAGUUUGACGCAGAACCGGACGUGGUCAUCCCGGCGGAACGAUGUUAUAGCUAUCCUUGACAGAACUUUGACAGCAAUAUCAGCAGUGUGUUCAGGUUUGAUCUACCUGCACUGGUAGAUUUUGUUAUUUCUGCUGUGAGCUGGCUGUAUUUGUGUUCUGUAAACAACGCACACUGUGAAUGAAAAAACAACAACAACCAGCUCAUAGUGUGAGUUCCUGCAUACUGCAGUUCACUCGUAGCCUUGUGAAGUACUUGAGCCCUGUUACUGGGGCGUUUACGGAUAUAAACUGAACCCAUUUAAUCAGCCCGAGAGAUUGCACAUUUUGGUUUACUUUAUUCGGUGUUUAGUUAUAUAUCCAGUAACACUAUGUGUGCAACACUAGCAACAAAACUACACAUCAGGUUUACAAAGCAUGACUCGCUCUGUGAUUAUACAAGGUGAUGAGCACAUUGUUCACUUCUGUCAACUUCCGUAACGCAACUGAAUUCAUUCAGUUAUAAUCAAAUAAUCAGACAAUCAGAUAAUCAGACUGACAAAACGUCUGCAAUGCUCCUGCUUCAUCCCAUCAUCAUCAUCAUCAUCAUCAUCAUCAUCAUCAUCAU